This is a messenger RNA of Colletotrichum paranaense, 1245 nucleotides long. RefSeq names its product glycosyl hydrolase family 18. Gene Ontology annotation, cellular component: extracellular region. The transcript is spliced from 3 exons. Gene Ontology annotation, biological process: chitin catabolic process; carbohydrate metabolic process. NCBI's taxonomy places the organism in Eukaryota, Fungi, Ascomycota, Sordariomycetes, Glomerellales, Glomerellaceae. The record is from RefSeq and is a predicted model, not a curated record. Gene Ontology annotation, molecular function: chitin binding; chitinase activity. The coding region runs from base 1 to 1245 and encodes 414 amino acids.
AUGUCAUUCGCUCAACUCUCGCUCGCGGCCAUGUUGGCCGUGGGCGCUUCCGCCGCGCCUUACUCUGCGCGCAACGUCAACACCUCUGGCGUUGUCGCAUCCACCUAUUUCGCGGGUUACCACGCGAACCGCGGAUUCCCCGUCUCCGCCAUGCCGUGGGACAAGUACACCGACGCAAAGUAUGCCUUCGCCGAGACCGCCGCCGACGGCAGCCUCAACCUCACAAAGUCGGCUCCCGACCAGCUUCCCGCCUUUGUCGCGGCCGCCAAGGAGCACAAUGUCAAGGCCCUCGUCUCCAUCGGAGGCUGGACCGGCAGCCGCUAUUUCAGCACCGCCUUCGGCAGCGCGGAGAACAGAACCGCCUUCGUGAAGACCUGCCUCGACUUUGUCGAAAAGUACAACCUCGACGGCCUCGAUUUUGACUGGGAGUACCCCAACCGCCAGGGCCUCGGCUGCAACACAAUCGCAAAGGACGAUACCGCAAACUUUGCCUCCUUCCUCACCGAGCUCCGCCAGAAGCAGACCAAGCAGCUCUACCUCACCGCCGCCACCAGCCUGAACCCCUGGAACAACGCCCUCGACGUCGCCAGCACCAACGGCACCCUCUCCUCUUUCGCCAGCUCCCUCGACUACCUCAUGGUCAUGGGCUACGACAUCUACGGCGCCUGGGCUGCUACCGGAGGCCCUAACGCACCCCUUGCCAUGACUUGCGACGCCCGCAACAACCAGGGCGGUAUCAAGGAGGGUGUUGAGAAGUGGAUUGGCGCCGGCAUCCCCGCCAACAAGCUCGUUCUCGCCGUCGGUGCCUACGGCCACGGAUUCUCUGUUAACUCUACCAACGCCUUCGCCUCCCCUGGCGUCUUGAACGCCUACCCCGUCCAGAACAGCACCAACCGAUUCCAGGGCAGCAGCUGGGACGACGACCCAUCAAUCGACGAGUGCGGUGCCGCUUCUCCUCCUAGUGGAACGUACACCUUCUGGAGCAUGAUCAAGGAGGGCAAGUUCCUCGACGAGACGGGCAAGCCUCGCGACAGCAUUGCUACCGGAUACGACAACUGCAGUCAGACUCCCUUCCUGUACAACGAGACUGCUCAGGUCUGGGUUUCCUACGACAACGUCCAGUCUUUGACCGCCAAGGGCAACUACGUCACAUCCAACAAGCUGGCUGGCUUCGCCAUGUGGGAGGCUGGUGGUGACUACAACAACAUCCUCAUCAACGCCAUCCGCUCUGCGGUCGGCUUGUAA